AUGUACACUCUCCGACGACUUCAUCGUUCCCGUCGCAGAGGAAGAGGAGUCCAGUACCUGGUGGACUGGGAGGGUUACGGCCCUGAGGAGAGGGCUUGGGUUCCAGCUCGUCAUGUGUUGGACCCCCGGCUCAUCAGGGAGUUCCAUCGGCGUAAUCCCGAGCAACCGUCUAAGACCGUCACGUCGACGGGCAGAGACACAGGGAGAGUCUCUCCUCUUACCGUCAGCUCUUCAGAGGAGGACAGCGAGGGGCCGGCUUCUGAUGAGGACGCAGAUUCCCACAGGGGGCAGGAGCGGGAGGUGGAAAUAACUUUUUCAGAUGAGUAUUAA
Messenger RNA from Gymnodraco acuticeps, 330 nucleotides. RefSeq names its product chromobox protein homolog 7-like. The transcript has a single exon. NCBI's taxonomy places the organism in Eukaryota, Metazoa, Chordata, Actinopteri, Perciformes, Bathydraconidae. The record is from RefSeq and is a predicted model, not a curated record. Bases 1 to 330 code for a protein of 109 amino acids.